Neohortaea acidophila is the source of this 1045-nucleotide messenger RNA. Its product is annotated as histone-fold-containing protein. Lineage: Eukaryota; Fungi; Ascomycota; Dothideomycetes; Mycosphaerellales; Teratosphaeriaceae. Gene Ontology annotation, cellular component: negative cofactor 2 complex. The record is from RefSeq and is a predicted model, not a curated record. The coding region runs from base 1 to 600 and encodes 199 amino acids. The transcript has 3 exons. Gene Ontology annotation, molecular function: general transcription initiation factor activity; protein heterodimerization activity; TBP-class protein binding. Gene Ontology annotation, biological process: chromatin remodeling; RNA polymerase II preinitiation complex assembly; negative regulation of transcription by RNA polymerase II.
AUGUCCGACAAGGAAUUUGGAGGUAAGGCACGCAAGCAUGCACUGAUGCCGUCUGAGCUUUCGCGAAGGCCUGAUCUGCGCGUCGGACCAGCAUCGGUAACUCUGCGAAACAUAGCUGACACCGUCCCAGGCAGUGAUGACCUCUCCUUGCCCAAAGAGGUUGCUAAGGCGUCUCCUUCCGCAGCCACCGUACAGAAGAUCAUCAACGAAGUCCUCGCAUCGCCCUCCCUCGAACUUGCGACCACGAGCGCAGAUGGCGCAACACAAACCAUGACCUUCGCCAAAGAAUCCCGCGACCUCUUGAUCGAGUGCUGCGUCGAAUUCAUCACCAUGCUGUCUUCCGAAGCCAACGAUAUUGCGGAGAAAGAUGCCAAGAAGACCAUCGCGUGCGAGCAUAUCACAAAGGCGCUGCAAGAUCUGGGAUUUGAGGAUUACAUUCCUGAGUUACUGCGAGUUGCCGAACAGUUCAGGGUCAGCCAGGUGUCGAGGGAGAAGAAACAAUCCAAAAUCGAACAAUCCGGCAUGACCAAUGAUGAGCUUAUCGCUGCGCAAGAGGCCCUUUUCCGGGAUGCAGGAGAGAAGUAUAACGCGACUACAUGACCAGGCGGUGCCUAAGCGCUUCACAAACGGCGUGGAGAAGCAGCAUUGUGCCCAGCCGAUGCUACUGAUGGAACCACAUCAUUCUCGGCCCGUGAACACACGCCUGCAAGAUCAACUACUACCGGCAAGCGCAAGACUUGAGCAUCAUCAUCGGAUGAAUAUUCAUUGAUUACGGGCAUCGUUCCAUGGCAUUCGGAGAUGGAACGCGUUUGGAAGAGCGCACCCCGAGAGUCGCCUUUCUCAGGCUUGGCGCCUGGCUACUUCAGGAGGCACAGAAGCAACGCUGCUCUGGAACAGUGAGGGAAAUCAGCAGCCCACGCAUGACGGAGACAAAUGGCGUGCCAUCGCUCGGUGCAUGGUAUCUGAGAACAGGGCGAGAAGCGAAGACACCGGGCCGGCUCAACUCUUCAAUCCGAGGCGGAAACUUGGGACCUUCGCUUGACCG